Molecule: messenger RNA, 2150 nt
Organism: Epinephelus fuscoguttatus (brown-marbled grouper)
Lineage: Eukaryota; Metazoa; Chordata; Actinopteri; Perciformes; Serranidae
Product: protein lin-54 homolog
Exons: 9
Coding region: 69-1892 (607 amino acids)
Biological process (GO): regulation of DNA-templated transcription
Cellular component (GO): nucleus
Source: RefSeq, a predicted model, not a curated record
GAAGAAGAAGAAGAGGAAGAGGAGGAGUUCCUUUUGCAUGAGAAGAAGAAGGAGGAAUUGCUGGUACAAUGGCUGCAGUUGUACACCGAUACAGACAACAAAGGAGAAGGUACAAUCCAAGGCAAUAUGCUCAACGCCCCAACCUGCUCGAGCAAUACUCCAAUGAUGAGCUUUAUGCACGAUACAGAUUUGGGCAAGAGGAUAUUGCUCUCAUCUGCAAUAUUCUUCGUCCUCACUUUGAACGUGCCACUCUGAGGAGCCAUGCCUUGACUGUGGAGGAGCAGGUACUGAUGGCUCUGCGUUAUUAUGCAUGUGGUUCCUUCUUUGAGGUGAUUGGGGAUGGACUGGGGGUGACAAAAGCAACAGUGGGCCAUGUGGUGCAUUCGGUGUCAUCUGCCCUUACCGGUCUUCUGGGUCAAUAUGUGAAAUGGCCUGAAAAUGAAAAGGAGAUAGCAAGAACCAAGAGGAAGUUUUUCUCAUUGGGGCGGAUGCCAAACACUAUUGGUGUGAUUGACUGCACCCAUGUGCAUAUUCAGGCACCACAUACCAGGGAAUGGGAGUAUGUGAACAGGAAGGGCCGGCACAGCAUUAACGUCCAGCUUGCUGACCUUGUUAUCACAAACUGUGUGGUGAGAUGGCCUGGGUCUGUACAUAAUGCCCGUAUUUUGAGGGAGAGCCACCUAUACCAGAAGCUCCAACAGACUGCCCCAGAUGGCAUCCUCUUGGGUGACAGCGGUUACCCCCUUCUACCCUGGCUGUUGACCCCUUUUGCUACCGUCACCAAUGACUCCCAGCAGAGGUACAACAACAUCCAUGCCACAACAAGAGGGACAAUUGAGCGCCUGAAUGGCGUGAUAAAACACAGAUUUGCCUGCCUGAACUAUCUCCGUGUGGAGCCACAGAAAGCCUGUCACAACAUAUGUGCCUGCAUUGUCCUACAUAACCUAGCACAAACAAGGAGAGUACCAUUACAGGAACCUCUCAUCGAUGGACCUCCUCCCUGCGCAGAAGGCCUUGACCUGCUACCACCACCACUGCAGCCUGAUGGUCCUGCAGGAAGAGCCGUGCGGAAUGCCAUGGUGGUAUGUAAUGUGAGUGGAGAUGGACAGGUGGUGCUGGUAAACCCCUGUGAGCCAGGACCUGUGUUCCUUACCCUGACAUCUAAACCAGCACAAAGAGAAGAUGGCCCAACUCAAGGGGAAGAUGUAGGUGUGUUGGGGACUUCCAGCCAGCUUCCCCAGUACCUGCAGACAGCUUGUCCCCUGUAUGAGUGCAGAGAUCAGACAACCAACAUGCAGCCUAAAGCCCCUCCAGUAGGACAUGCAGGAGCUUUGUGUGAAUCAAAGUCCAGGAAACCCUGCCACUGCUCCAGAUCCUUGUGCCUCAAACUCUACUGUGAGUGUUUUGCCAGUGGAGUGAUGUGCAGCAACUGUGACUGCUCCAACUGCCACAACAAUGCAGAGCAUGAAAUGAAUCGUCAGAAGGCAAUUAAGUCAUGUUUAGGUCGUAACCCAGAAGCCUUCAGGUCGAAGAGGUCAGGCGAGGUCAAAGGCUGGCACAAUAAAGGCUGCAACUGUAAACGCUCUGGCUGCCUUAAGAACUACUGCGAGUGCUAUGAGGCCAACAUCAUGUGUACCUCAAGCUGUAAAUGUGUUGGCUGUAGAAACUAUGACGACAGCUCAGAAAUGGGCCUCAAAGAGAAGAACAAAUGGCCUGUGUCACUGAUAACCUCGGCUGUGGUGGAGGCUGCGUGUGGCUGCCUGCUGGCCCAGGCUGAGGAGGCUGAGAGCGAGGCCCAGAGCCUUGCCCAGGCUGAGCGCAUGGUCCUGGUGGGGUUCAGUCACUGUCUCACACAGAUUAUCAAGGCCAUGUUCAAGAAAAAUGCAAACUAACGCUGUGGAGAUAUGUCUGGGUCAUACUUCACCUGCUUAGGAUCCAAGAUAAACAGCUGUGUUUUCAGCUGGACCAACAUGAACGUUUAAAGUCACACUGUGGAGUUUGGAAGGCUUUACAGAUGGCUUUUUAAGCUAUGCAGUUUAAAGGCUGACAUGUGGCAACAGCAAUGAACCAAACAGUGACCAAAGGUCACACAACAUUGCUUUAAUUUUACAGCUACAUCUGUACCAGUUUAUUUAAAGGGUUUAAUUUAU